Molecule: messenger RNA, 882 nt
Organism: Mauremys mutica (yellowpond turtle)
Lineage: Eukaryota; Metazoa; Chordata; Testudines; Geoemydidae
Exons: 4
Coding region: 31-882 (283 amino acids)
Source: RefSeq, a predicted model, not a curated record
GCCUUUGGACUUGUGUGGAGAAAGCGCUACAUGAGCGACAGUUCCCACGAGGGCCCUUUGACUCAGCCAUUGAUGGAUACGUUGGAACCCGAAACCCAAACUCUCGUGAGGCACACCAAUGAGUGUGAUGGCCUCUCAUUGUCCGCCCCCCUAGAGGUGGAAGGUGAACGCAGCUCAGGGGAGUCAUCGGAGGACAAGGUGAACGGAAAAGACAUUGCUCAGCUUGACGAUGCCUUUCUAGAGGACCCAGAGGCCCUGGACAGCAUUGCAUCAAGCAGCGAAGAUGAACCGGGCUCUCCUUGUUUUUGCUCAAUGCCGGUACAAAUUGUUGAAGAGGACUCCAAGGAUGACGGCUAUGAGGAGUUUAGGAGGCUUGGCAUGGAACUAACUGAGCCAAGGCCACGUCGUGAGCGUAAAAAAGUCAUGCGGACUAUUGUACGUGUUGCUGUUUAUGCUGUCCUUAAUCAGUGCCCUAGGGAAAAGCUUUUUGAAGAUUGUGAGGGCUGUGUCAUAGAUGCGCCAGCCCAAUGGCACCAUGACUGUGUGACUUGGACUUCAGUAGAUCUAAACUUCAAGCUCCGGCAUCUGUGUGCUGAGUUAUUACCUGUUUCCCCCAAUUACAAGGUUUCAUCCCGUGAGUUUAUCGACGAUGAAACCGUGUGUGUGUCUUGGAAGCACGCAAAAGACAGGUACUCUGUCUCUGGCAAUACCAACACCUUCAUAGCCUGUUUCACCACUGCUUAUGCCCACUUAGAACUAUACAACCUCCUAGAGAGAUUGCAAGAGUGGUGCCUGUACCACGACACUGACUUGGUGAUAUUUGUGAAAAGGGAGGUGACCCUCCUGCUGGACCCAGGCAGUGUGGAGGAGGAAACCGCCUGA